Messenger RNA from Asterias rubens (European starfish), 588 nucleotides. RefSeq names its product nanos homolog 2-like. Gene Ontology annotation, biological process: oogenesis; negative regulation of translation. The transcript has a single exon. Gene Ontology annotation, molecular function: mRNA binding; zinc ion binding. Bases 1 to 588 code for a protein of 195 amino acids. The record is from RefSeq and is a predicted model, not a curated record. Lineage: Eukaryota; Metazoa; Echinodermata; Asteroidea; Forcipulatida; Asteriidae. Gene Ontology annotation, cellular component: perinuclear region of cytoplasm.
AUGAAUUCCAGUGCGUCUGUCUUCCUUCAAGAAAAUGAGCUGGCUAUCGAGAUGCUCAUCAACGAGCCAAGAGAGUUCGAUCGCUUCCACGACUACUUCGGUCUUGCCCGCCUCGUCACUCCAGCUACUCCCGUCUCCAAGCCAUUCGUCACUCAAGCUGCUCCCGUCUCCGAGCCACACUUACUCCUGGAACAUGGUCAAGAAAUGAAGCAAGAUCAAGAAUUCACGAAAGACACCGGGUUCCGUCCCUUUACCAUCGACGAGCUGUCCCGAGAAAACCGUCCACAGCAAGCAAACCGCUGGGUGGUUCCCAAGCCGACAUGGUGCGUCUUCUGCAAGAAUAACGGCGAGAGCGAAGAGGUGUACACAUCCCAUGUACUAAAGAACAGCCUUGACGUGGUUGCCUGUCCCAGGCUACGAGCUUACACCUGUCCACUGUGUGGUGUCAACGGAGACACCGCACACACCGUCAAGUAUUGCCCAUCCAACCUCGGCAGCCUUCAUCCAGCUCCGGUCAAGAUUCAACCUCUUGGGGUGUACUUGAGCAGCAAGUUCAUCCCCUCUGCAGGAACCAGAAUUUCCGUCUGA